Molecule: messenger RNA, 792 nt
Organism: Nymphalis io (European peacock)
Lineage: Eukaryota; Metazoa; Arthropoda; Insecta; Lepidoptera; Nymphalidae
Exons: 5
Coding region: 178-732 (184 amino acids)
Source: RefSeq, a predicted model, not a curated record
GUUCCGUCUACGAUAAUACGCAUUAUCGCAUAUAUGAUUAGAAUUUGUUUUGAUAACUUAUCAGUGUGCAUUGUUUGCGCGGGCUGGGAUAUCGUUUGAACCAGUAACAGUUGAAAAUUACCUUGGGAAAGUGCCAAGACUAAUUACGGGACGUAUACGUGUUGUGAACGUGAAAAAAUGAAAUCAAGGUUUCCGUUUUCGUUAGAAAACAUCCCGAGGCAGACAAGUUUUGCGUGUCUGUCUCUGAAAUUUGGCAGCAUAUUAUCUGCUCUCAUUCUAAUUCUGUAUUCAAUAUUCGCCAUAGCACAAUGCCUCGCGGCAUUGAACGUGCUGCCGCAAGACUGGACCUCAGACGAUAUAGAAAGCGUGAUGUCCACGGGCUUUGUCAUCGUUGUGACCAUUGCGCACACUGUUACACUGUUCCUUAGCACAUUGAUGCUUGUUGGUGUUUUAAAGGAGAAAGCGAGUCUCAUGAAGCCAUGGGUGAUCUGGACUUCUCUUCAAGUGAUGGUGUCGGUUUUGGCGUUUGUGUUUUGGACCACUUUGACUUUGAUCAAAUAUGGGGAUAAUUCACUCGUGAUAUACGUCAUCGAAUUUUUAGGAUUAAUGAUUCGUUUCUACAUGUUAAUGAUCGUGGCGAGCUUCUACAGACAGCUGGAGGAACGGACCACAGAAGAAACCAAAUAUCUAAGAGAUUUAGUGAACAACGAAAACUGGUACAGCACGGCGUGAUUCCUUUUACAAUUUCAUAAAAUUUAUUGUAAAUAAACUAAUUUUUUAUGAUGAAACUUA